AUGGUACCGAUGGGAAAGCUGAUUGUGACACUGUGCUGCGUUUGCUGGGCCGGGCGGUUGUGUGUGGCGGUGCCGAUCCCGGACAGUGAUGGCGACUUGGUGGAUUCGUUGUCGUCGUCGAAGGAAGACAGCCAGGGCUUCUCGCUCAAGAGCCUCUAUAGCCCGGCGGAGUACGGCUCGGGUGGGGUGACGGUAAAUGAGCUGGGCGAUACAGUGGUGGCGGUCAAUGAUAGUUCAGCCAACACCACGCAGGAACUCUACGUUAUCAAAGCAGUAGUUUACGAAAUUGGAAUACUGGUCAAUACGCCAGAUAAUGAAACCCUGGAAGACGGCGAGCCAAUCACCCAUCAGCAGGUGGACCUGACGUUCUUUAGCCACAGUGACAACGGAACGCACUUCGAUCUGGGCGAUAUACCGGUUCCGGUUCACACGAGCAUACAAGGCCAGGUGUUCACGGGGAUCGCACCCGUACACCUUGGCGCGGUACCGACAAACUUGACCGAUCUGCUUACCGCCCUGCCGAUCGCCGGCACCGUCGUGAACAUUACGCAAAGCAACAGCUCUUACGUGGAGCUCCACAGGCACAACAUCAGCGAUGCGCCUGUGCUGCUGUCCCACAACGAUCUGGCCACUCUGUCGUUCGCAAAUUCGGCCAGUGACCCGCUCGUGCCGAAUGCGGUCGACGAAACGGUCCUUGGGCUGGCGGCACCCAGCACGAAGCAGGUGCCCGGUGAAGAGGACAAGCACGACUAGCGGCGGUGUGCCACGUGACUUGUAAAUUAGUUUCUAAGGUUAAGCUUACUUUUAAAACUGUACGACGCUAGCAACUGUGUGUGAUCUUUGUGGGCAGCGAUCUUGUCUCACUACACUCUAAUAUCUUCGAGAGAAAGCCGAUUAUUGUUUGGCAACAAUUGCGCCCAAUGUACGUGCGUGUGUGUAUGCCCGAGAGACUUAGUCACGUAUUUAAAU
Molecule: messenger RNA, 969 nt
Organism: Anopheles cruzii
Lineage: Eukaryota; Metazoa; Arthropoda; Insecta; Diptera; Culicidae
Exons: 3
Coding region: 1-753 (250 amino acids)
Source: RefSeq, a predicted model, not a curated record